Molecule: messenger RNA, 3406 nt
Organism: Alosa sapidissima (American shad)
Lineage: Eukaryota; Metazoa; Chordata; Actinopteri; Clupeiformes; Clupeidae
Product: trichohyalin-like
Exons: 5
Coding region: 114-3161 (1015 amino acids)
Source: RefSeq, a predicted model, not a curated record
UUUAGCCUGGGCCUACCUGUUCAUAAUCUCUUAUCGUAGCCUAAACAUAGUGAAGAGAUGGAGAAUACAAACCUCUUUACCGAAUCUUUCCAGCUCAUCCAAUAUUUUUAAGUAUGGCACAACCAGGCUUAACAUGGCAAGAGAUCUUGGACAUCAAACUUUUGCAGGAGAGAGUUUGGCUAGAGGAGAGAAUGGAACAGGUACGCUGCCUCAUAGCUAAAGAGGUGGAAUGGAGGAUGAUGACUUUUCAUGAGCAGUGGAAACCAGAGGAGAAGAAGAAGAUGGUAGCAAGAAAUGAUGACAAGAAAAUGGAGAAAUGGAUAGACAUGGCAAUAUCAAGAUUUGCUGAAAUUGAGAAAAGAAAAUGGGAGGAGAGGAGGAUCAGAGAGGAAGAAAGACAAAUAGAGGAGGGGUGGAAAAAGAUCGAAGCAGAGAGAAGCAAAGUGAAAGACAAAACAUGGAAGAAAAAAAUAAAAGAAAGAGAAGAAAACCAGAUAGAGAAUGAAGAGAUGGAGAGGGAGCAGGAUGCAAUAAGAAAUAAGGCUCUUGGAGAGGAAAGGGAAAGCAUAGAAAAAGAGAGAAUGAAACUGACAGAGGAGAAGAGGCAGGUAGAAGAAAUCAAGGCUCAAAUUGACCAAGCUAGACUGGAACUAGAAGCACUAAAACUGGCUGAGGCUGAACAAAGAGAGAGAGAAUAUGUGAACAGAAAGAAAGAGCUUGAGGAUGAGAAAAGAAAGACUGAUGCGGAAAGAGAGAGAGUGAGGGAAGAUAUUGAAAAAGGCCUGAAAGAGUUUGAGGCUCAGAGAGAGAAACUUGAAGAAAAGGAGUUGAGGCUCAGGGAGAAGGUGGCAAAGAAAAAAGAGAUGCUUCUCGUGAGAAAGAAGGAGUCGGAGGCUGAGUGCCAAAAACUUGAAACAAAGAGAAAGACAGUGGAACAGGAAGUGAAGCUGAUGCAGAGGAAAGUGUUUCACCUGAAAGCACAGCUGCUGAAUGAAGAGAAAAGAAUGGAGAUGCAGAGAAAAGAAGACAGAAUGAGCAAGUCAAGGCUUGAGCAGGAGUGGAAGAUGCUUGAGUUGGAGAAAAAGAGAUGGGGGGAGCAAAUAGAGGUGGAGAAAAAGAGACUAGAGGAAACCAUGGAGAUGGAGAAAAAGAAACUGGAGAUGGAGAGGAAAGAAGUGGAGGCUCAAAGACUGCACCUGAUAGAGAGGGAGAGAAAGCUGAGGGAGAAGGUGACAAUGAAGAGAGAAAACACUGCUUCAAAGAUGAAAGAGGUUGAGGAAGAAUGGAAAAAGAUUGAGGCAGAGCGAAAAGCCAUGAUCGACAGCAUAGAAACUCAGAGGAUGGCAUCAAGAAGGAAGCAGAUCGAGGAUGAGUGGAAAAAAAUAGAAAGUGACAGGAAGACAAUGGAGGAACGAAUACAGAGUGAAACAAAAAAAGUGGAGAAUCAGAGACAGAGACUGAUGAAGAUCGAGAAAGAGCAUUGGGAGGAACUGGACAAGCAAGAGGAGCAACUUCUGGACAAGUUAGACGCUGAAAAAAGAAAACUUGAGAGAAGGAGGAAAUGGCUUGAGAGAGAGCGAAGAGAACUGGAUGAGAAGAUAGAGGUUGAGCAAAGGGAGGUGGAGAUUCAGAAAGAAAAGCUGCAGGAAAAAGAGAGGAGACUGCGGCACAAAGAUGCCAUAAGACGAGAAAAGGAAGCCCUGAGAGAGAUUAAGAUGGAGGAGGAGUUGAAUGAGAUGAAAAGGAUAAUGGUGGAGAAAUGUGAAACUGAGAAAAAAACCUGCCCAAAGAAAGCUGUCAUUGUGGAACAUAUAAAAAAUAAUAAUAAUAAUUUGGAUUAUAGUCAGAAAUUACCACAGGAUAUUCCAAACAAAUGCAAAACCUCCUCAAAGAACCCAAAGGCUGAGACUAAGGUCACUGAUGAGAAGAAAAACGACAAUGAUGAAGAUUCUCCCUGGGACAGUGACGAGGGGGAAUUAUUCCCACAACCCAAAAAGCCAACGUGUAACAUCUCCUUCAAGCAUCUUAUUGCACAACGUCUGAAAGAGGACAAAAAAGAGCCAAAGCUUGAUGCCUGUAUUGGAGAACUGGAGACAAGAAUCGCACCCAAAGCACAAGUUGGGGGGAGAGUGACUGCAAAGGACACCGAUGAUUCUCCAUGGGACAGCGAUGAGGGUGAGUUAGGACACACCCAUCUGAAGGAGACCACACUAAAGAAAAACACACCAGGGAAGAACGAGGUUAUCGUCAAGGACAAUACUAUCAAACAUGAUGAAAGUCUCCAGGCAAAGAACGGGCGCGGCAUAGAAGGUGAAAGGAAGGGAGAUGUAGAGGAACAGGAUGGUGAUGAUUCUCCCUGGGACAGCGAUGAGGAUGACUGCAAGGUCGCCACAGACAAGGAAGUGGCUAAAUUGAUCCAAAAAAAUGAGGAAAAGGAAAAGAUGCAAAACAAGGGUCAUGGCAUAAAUAACAAAGACAACACACAAAUGACGAGAGGAAAUGUGAGCAACAUGCCAACUGAUGUGAAAGUGACAGCAAAGAAAAAUGUUCAACCUUUGGGUGUGGACGACGUGUUUGAGCUAAAGGCAAAAUCUCCAAAGAAUAGUCCAAAAAUAUCAACAAAGCCUCCAAAGAAAGAAACUGAUGAUCAGUUGUGUGACCAGGAGCUUGAGGUUCUGAUGAGGGAGUUUGAGAUUGACAGUAAUGCACAGAAAAGAGAAAUGCAUGUCUCGGCUCCAAAGGCAAUGGUUGGAAAACCAUUAGAGACAUCCAAAGCAAAUUUGUCAGCUCCAAAAGUGAUGGGUGGAAACUCAUUAGAAUCACCCAAAGCCAAUCUGCCAUCUCCUAAAGGGAUGACUGGAAAGCAGGCGGAAGCAUCCAAAGCAGAUCUGCCAUCUCUAAAAGCGACAGUUGGGAAACCUUUGGCGCCAGUGAAAGUAAAUGCUGGUAAAGUGUCUGAAUUCUCACAACCUCCCAAAAGCCAACUAGAGACUGCAAAAGCAAAUAUGUCAUCUCCAAAUGUGAAGAAUGGAAAACAGCUGGUGCCACCAAUAGAGGAGGGGAAGAAGAAUGAGGAUGAGGAUGACCUCGACUAUGAUGAGAUGUGGAGGGAGAUCGAGGAGACAGAGAAAAGAAUGAAGCAAAAUAAGAACACAAAAUAGUGAUACAGCAAUCAUGGUCAUAGUGGCCAUGGCCACUUGUUCUGUCUUUUCAUAUGACAACUUUUUUAUCACAACCAUGUUACCUCCUGUCACUAAUACAUUUAAACUGCUUCCAUACACAACACCUUUCUCAGACACUGGUUGUUGUGGGACAGUGCUUGUUCCUGGUCUAUUGCACACCAUCACUUUUCACUGCUGCACCACCUGCAAUGUGAACAUCAUUUACAACAUUUUAAGUUACAUUA